AUGGAGCAAAGGGAAAAUCUUUUCCACACUAGAUGCAAGGUAGGUGACUAUACAUGUAAUGUGAUAAUAGAUAGUGGCUCUUACACUAAUGUUAUUGCAUCUGAGGUGGUGUCAAAGCUAAACUUAACUACAAGAACACACCCUAGACCAUGCAAGUUGAGUUGGUUAGAUGAUAGCACUGGCAUUAGAGUCAAGAAACAAGCUUUGGUUGCAUUCUCUAUAGGGGGUUAUAAGGAUGAAUUAUGGGUUGAUGUACUAUCUAUGAGUGCAUGUCAUCUCUUGUUUGGAAGACCAUGGCAAUUUGAUAGAAAGGUCAUCCAUGACGGGGACUCUAAUGUGUAUUAUGUGUUGGUUGGUUCCAAAAGGGUAUGUUUGCACCCUCAAUCCCCUCAUUCAGUGGCGCCAAAGCAACCGCCUAAGACACAAAGUUACUUCCUCUCAUCAAGGGAGUUCGAACAAGAGGUGGAGGAAGAAGGUUGUGCUUAUGCAUUGAUUAUGAGACAUGCUGCCACAUGUGUCAAUACUGCUAGCAAUGAGAAACUAGAAGCCUUGAUGAAGGAUUUUGAAGAUGUAUUUCCAGAGGAGCUAUCACAAGGACUACCACCCUUGAGAGGCAUAGAACAUGCCAUAUACCUUGUACCUGGCGCCCCAUUGCCACGUAAGCCUGCUUAUAGGUGUGAUCCAUUGGCAUCAAGGGAUUGCAACACCAAAUUGAGGACUUGA
Beta vulgaris subsp. vulgaris (sugar beet) is the source of this 723-nucleotide messenger RNA. RefSeq lists its product as uncharacterized. Bases 1 to 723 code for a protein of 240 amino acids. Lineage: Eukaryota; Viridiplantae; Streptophyta; Magnoliopsida; Caryophyllales; Amaranthaceae. The transcript has a single exon. The record is from RefSeq and is a predicted model, not a curated record.